Messenger RNA from Vollenhovia emeryi, 3275 nucleotides. RefSeq lists its product as uncharacterized. Bases 361 to 2589 code for a protein of 742 amino acids. Gene Ontology annotation, molecular function: zinc ion binding. The record is from RefSeq and is a predicted model, not a curated record. NCBI's taxonomy places the organism in Eukaryota, Metazoa, Arthropoda, Insecta, Hymenoptera, Formicidae. The transcript has 7 exons. Gene Ontology annotation, cellular component: nucleus.
AGAGAUACCAUGAGAUACCAAGAGGACAGAAAAGGAGAGCACUCUCGCCCCCCCCUUACCGCAAAUUUGCCAGCCCCCUUGCCCGUUCUCCCACUUCGUGCUCGGUCCAGAGAUUCUUAGGUCCAUGGCGGGAACGGAUGCGGAGAGCUGACGCGAUCGACCCCCUAGCCUUUCGACCGAACCGUGGCGGGAAUGUUACGCCCUCUGCUCCGAAUACUCUCGUGACGAGCUUUAUUUAUUUACUACCCGGAGCAAAUCGGUAACUCGGAACGUAAUCCGGUCGUGAAAGAGGCACCCCUUUUUCUCUCGCGGCUGUGCGAGCCUCACACGUCGGUCGCUUCGGCGAUAUCGGAAGCAGCUAUGUCCAAUGAGGAACGCCUGAAGAAACUACUGUCGGAUCUGGGAAAGGCUACCCUUCGUGGAGUCCGAAAAUGUCAUAAGUGCGGGACGUACAAUGGAUCGCGUGGUCUCUGCUGUAAGAACAAAUUUUGCGACGCGGUGUUCAAGGAGCCGGGCGAGAAGCGGAAAUUGUCCACGGAGGCGUGCAAGCUCAUCACAGGCUCGACGGUGCAAGUGUUCUCUGUACGAGUCAAGGAUAAGGGACCUGAUUACCGCGGCUUCGUGCAAUUGCCGUUGAUAAAUUCCGCGAUUUUGAACAACACAAUUACGACGCUUAUCUCACAAACCACCGCAUUGUGCUUCGUGGACAGCUGUGAGAGAAGUUUUCAUACCAGCGUCCUCAAAUGUCACGAGAAAGAUUAUUCAAAUACUGUGUUCCCGUGCCAGCACAUUCAAACGGCAUUAAAAUGUUACGCGGAAGCGCAGCCAUUAACUCUGAAGAAUUCUAUAUUGUCGUCGUUGAAUGUAGAUAAUGAGAUCAAGCAAGAUAUAUGGCUGUUAGCGACGGAUACUUCUGGCCCCUUAGUACAAAGAGUCUCCAAGAAUGUAAUGGCGGUGAAAUGUAAAGCUUCACCGAAACAUCCCCUAGGCUAUCUUCACUUUUCUUUCUUCGUUAGUAAAUUAAAGGAUAGAGUAGAACAUCGUUACUUCUGCAGUUGCACUACGUUUAAGGGUAUAACAAAGAUAGACGAUAAAGGUGACUUUAGCACUUCGUCGUCGUCGGAAUCAAAGCGAUGCGUGCACUUUUACGCAUGCAUUUGUGCUUUUGCUAGCGAUCCAAAGCUAACCGAAGAGUUUAGAUUACAUAAAUAUUACAUAAAUUUAGAUCAAAUGCAGUCUAGUGUAGAAAAGCCUCUAGCAACUGUGCCGCAGAGUGAGGAAGAGGAAAAAAUUAUUGGAAUUGAUCUCGGUAGUUUAACCACUGAUGAAACCGACGCACACCUAUUAAUUUUUCGUGAUGACACGUUAACUGUACAAAGUUUGGAUGGAAACAGAUUAGACUUGGAUUCUAUAAAUUUGGAUUCUUCGAUUUUGCCGCACGGUAUUGUCGAAAAUAUAGAAGUAGAGUGCGAUCGCAGCUUAUUAGACGAUAACACUAUAAUAUCACAAGUUCAUAAUUUAGAAGUAAUUGAUCAAAAUGGUGUUCAAUUGGGAGGAGGAAGUACCAUAAAAAUACUGGAUGAUCGAGGGACGAUGGAUACAAAGUACAAUGUGCUCAAUAGCAGUCAAUACAUAUUAAAUGAUAAUAACAUAAAAAUAUUAGAUCCAAGUACGCUGAAGGUUCUCGAUGCCAGUGCCGUGUUGGAUGUGACUAAUGCAAAGCUCGUUGAUGCUAACGUUACCUUAAAUAACAGCGGUGUUAAAAUAGGUGACAGAAAUGCAACAGUACAUAAUAAUAAUAAAAGUACAUCAAAUUCCGAAGGUAACGCAUCGCAACCGACCAUUUCGACGAAAAGGAAAAGAGACGAGAAGCACAUAAACAAUAGUAACUCGAAUCUAAAUUCGAUUGAGUUAAGAAAGACGAAGGCAAGAUCGCAGAUCGUUAAAAAGUACCAAAACACUUACGACGACUUGGACGAGUCCAGCACGAGCUUGCCGUUUAUCAAGUGGCUCGCUUCGAUAACCGAGCGAAUAAAUCAGACGAUGCAUUUCCAGUUCGACGGCAAGCCCGAUCCUCUGGUGUUCCACGUGCCGCAGAUAUUCUUCGACUGCUUACGCGAACGAAUAUCAUGCGGCGGCAAGAAGAAACGUUUGCCGAAUUCGACGACGGCAUUUGUCAGGAAAGACGGGGUACCGCUUGGAACGUUCACUAAAUACACGUGGCAGAUUACAAAUAUAUUACACGUAAAGAGUAUCUUCGAGACACCGUACAUACCUUUGGAGAUUACGAGAAGUUUCGUGCAGAACGCCGAUGGAACGUAUGAAUUGUAUAAGCGAGAGGAAACGGAGAUAGAUCGUUUCAAAAAGACGAAUAACAAUGCGUUGAUUAAACCGUUAGAGCUGAAAACGUAUUUAAAAGUGGGGAACACUUCUCCAAAUCAAGUCGAACCUACACCAUUUUUGAUAGAAUGGAUACCGGAUAUUUUGCCAAUCUCAAAAAUUGGUGAGCUUAGAAUUAGGUUUGAAUUUGGACAUGUAAAGAACGAAACGAGCCAUAGAAGAAAAGGUACCUUUUCUAAACAUGAUUAACAUUUUCAUUUUUAAAGUUAUCAACUUUAUACUUUUUUAUCAUAAAUAUUUAAACGAUACUUGAAGAUUUACAAGACAAAGGACACUUCACAAGAACAAUUAUUAUCUCAUUAAGAGUUACAAAUGCAAUGUUAUAAUUUAUUAAAAUAAUUCAAAUUUUAUUAGCAAAUGAUAUGAAAAUAAUUGUAUAUUUUUAACAUAAGUCCAAAUGUUAAUAUGCUUUUACAUCAAUGAUUCGAAGACUGAUGCAAUUUUCACAAUUAAACAAUUGCAGUGUGAUUUAAUCAGAAACAUUCAAUAUUGCUUUAUAAUUAAUGAGAUUUGAGAAAUCUUUUCUUUAUGCGUAUAGUAUUCACGAUUAGCGAUGUACGAUAGGCGCUGUACAAUUUCCUUUUCUUCAUUCUCUAUCUCGCGUUCUUAACUUAAUUUUAUGAGAAAAUUAUCAUCAAAUGUCACACACAUGAAUUGUGUUAACAUUAUUAACUAUUGCAUCGUAACGUUUGAAAGAUGUAAUAUAUAUUGUAAAUAUAUAUAUUUUAGAUUCUAAUACUAUUAUGUAAAAAGAUAUUAGUAUUUAUAUUAUUUAACAUUAUUGGCUCUGUUUUGUGAAUAUUUAAACUUUGACAUAAAUUUAUUUAAAUUACAUUACAUAAUGAAUAUGUAUAUAUUAUGUUAUUAUAUGACAC